CCUGCCACAUCCAGACAGAUGCUCUAACUACUACUUAUUUACUUGGACACCUCUGUCACUGCAGUCUAAAGAGAAACUUUCUCCCCCGGCUGAGCGAGUAUUCAGAUAACUUUAGGGAAAUCAUCCAGAGUCCUGCUUGGCUGGGACACAAAUUCAUCCCAUACUUUUGGCAGCUCUGCUUGACUCACUAAAAAAAAGUUCUGCAAUAGUGUUGGAGCCUGAGGAUGCAGGACUAGGAUCGAUGGACGCAUCUGAAAAAUACUUCUCAAAAUCUAGGAUUAAAAAACAAAUACAAGCAAUUUGGGUUCAAGAUCAACAGAAUUUUUUGAGCCUGUGGUCAGAAGGCUGUGGAUAUAUUGCACAUUGUCAUAUUUCAUAUGAAAACAAAACAACAAACCAUCAAACCCAUGUACAUUGCGAAUGGCUUUGCUUUCAAGGAACAGAAAGAAACUGAUUUAAUAUCAUGAGUACAUAUUUAACUCUUGCUGUAGCCCCGUUGUGCACAUGAUUGCCGAAUUUCUCAGGUGAGGACUUCUUGUGGACACGUGUUGAUGGCAAUAUUCCAAAACGUUCUUCUGAGUGCAGAACAUCUUUGCUUGUGACUUCCCUAUGACUUCUUCAAGAAAACAUACCUGUUCUCAUUCUGCAAACACUAUGGAAAAACCAUUCAUGUUAAUAAUAUGAAUUUGAUUUACUCUGUGUAGGACACUGGAUUAUUGUUUAGAACUUGGUUUCCAUGAUGUACUAUAGAUUUUCCCAUUAGUCUUUGUUUUAUCCUAAUUAUCUACAGGUUGUGUUUGUUGGAGAUUGGUUAUGGCUGUUCAUACCCUAACAGGAUUUUCACUGGUCAGCCUGUUAAGUUUCAGUUACAUGUCCUGGGACUGGAUGAAACCUUCUGUACUUGGGGACAGUCCUGGUGAUGAUCCAUCAACACUUCAGGCACCAACUUCUUCUAGACCUCCACACAUUAUAUUCAUCUUGACUGAUGACCAAGGCUUCCAUGACAUAGGAUACCAUGGAUCGGACAUACAAACUCCCACUUUAGACAGGUUAGCAGCUGAGGGUGUCAAGCUGGAGAACUAUUAUGUUCAACCUAUCUGUACUCCCUCCCGUAGUCAGCUCAUCACUGGCAGGUAUCAGAUCCAUACCGGUUUACAACACUCCAUUAUUCGUCCACGGCAACCUAAUUGUUUACCCCUUCAUCAAGUCACACUACCCCAGAAACUACAGGAAGCUGGUUAUGCAACACACAUGGUGGGAAAGUGGCACUUGGGCUUCUAUAAGAAAGAAUGCCUCCCAACGAGACGUGGUUUUGACACCUUUCUUGGUUCAUUGACUGGCAAUGUGGACUAUUACACUUAUGACAACUGUGAUGGGCCAGGAGUAUGUGGCUUUGAUUUACAUGAGGGUGAGAAUGCAGCUUGGGAUCUUGCAGGCAAGUAUUCUACCCUUCUCUACUCCCAACGUGUAAGCCACAUCUUGGCAGCUCAUAACCCACAACAGCCAAUUUUUAUAUACAUAUCUUUCCAGGCAGUGCAUACCCCCCUUCAGUCCCCUCGAGAGUACAUAUAUCAAUAUAGGAAUAUGGGCAAUGUAGCAAGGCGCAAAUAUGCUGCUAUGGUGACCUGUAUGGAUGCAGCUGUAAAAAACAUCACCAGGGCAUUGAAAAAGUAUGGUUACUAUGACAACAGUGUUAUCAUCUUUUCAUCAGACAAUGGAGGUCAGACAUUCUCUGGUGGAAGUAACUGGCCCUUAAGGGGCCGUAAGGGAACAUAUUGGGAGGGUGGUAUAAGGAGCUUAGGUUUUGUCCAUAGCCCAUUGAUCAAAAAGAGAAGAAGGUCUAGUAGGACGUUAAUGCACAUAACAGACUGGUAUCCAACACUAGUAAAAUUGGCAGGUGGAAAUAUUUCAGACACAGAUGACCUAGAUGGCUAUGAUAUGUGGCCAUCAAUCAGCGAAGGAAAGGUAUCACUUCGGACUGAAAUUCUACACAAUAUUGACCCCUUGUAUAACCUUGCCAAAUCAGGGUCCAUGGAAGAAGGACAAGGAGUAUGGAAUACUGCCAUUCAAGCCUCCAUAAGAGUCAAAGAUUUUAAGUUGUUAACAGGAGAUCCUGGUUAUAGUGACUGGAUUCCACCACAGACCGUCACCAACUUCCCAGGAACCUGGUGGAAUUUAGAACGUCAUACGGAUGGAGCUCGCAAGUCUGUAUGGCUCUUCAACAUUACAGCAGAUCCUUAUGAGCGUCAUGACCUGUCUGCACAGAAGCCAGAAGUGGUUAAGGAAUUAUUGACACGAUUGGCUUAUUAUAAUCGUACUGCAAUUCCAGUGCGAUAUCCUAAUGAGGACCCAAGGGGUAAUCCAGAACUCAAUGGUGGUGCAUGGGGACCAUGGGCUAGUGAGGAGGAUGAAGAGGAUGAAGAAAACUGGAUUAGAAGUGGACGUUUAAAGAGUACAAAUAAAAAGAAAAAAUGCAAAAUUUGCAAGUUAAGAUCAUUCUUCAAAAAGCUGAACACACGUCUUAUGUCUAAUCGCAUCUAAAAAAAAACUACAGGACUUUUUAAAAAUAUAUUUUUUUGGCCUUGUUUUUGAAUUGUCUCUUGUAAUGCAAUUAACAUUCUGCCAAUUACAAAGACAUUGUGGAAAUAGCAGAUAUAUCAGAGAAUUGUACAGCAAGGUUACGUGUAAGUAGUGCAAGUCUAAGGAACUAUGUUGGUUUCAUGGGGGCAUCUAACAAUUCUGGAUCUACAGAAGAAAUUCUGAAACUUGAAAUAUGUAAUCCAGAUGGGUUAUACAGACGACACUUUUCUAAGGUUGAAAUGUAAUCAAACACAUUUGCAUUCUAAUAUUAAAGGGAAUAUUUACAAACGUUGGACUACUUCAGUGCCUUAAAGACAAUUUAUAGUCUUACAAUUUCAAGGAUGAAGGAUUACUUCACAAACAAACUUUUUUUUUUUUUUUUUUUACCAUAGGCAGUAUUUAAUAUAGCCAUUUAAUUUCCUGUUUGUAGACAAUUUUGAUUCUGCACAGGCACAAAGGGUCUAUUUUACAAAUAUUUUCAAUGUAUUCUAUAUUUAUAGUAACAUCUUGAGACAACCCCACAGAAAAAAUGCAGGGAAAUAAUCUUCAAUGAUCUUCUAGGGGGGGAAAUCUCUCAAAGAAGAGACUAAUGUAAUGCUUCAAAUUGACUGAACAAAUAUAUUGCUAUUUGUUUAACUAUGAGCCUUUUAUUGAGCUAUAAUGUACACAUGUACAUAAAAUAGGCAGGACUGUACAAAUCAUAUUGUGCCAACCUUAUGAUUGGUUGGGAAGGCCUCAUCUCCAAUCCCCAUAGGCAAUGGCUGCAAUAGAUAACAAAAUCUACCGUAUAUUGAUGUACAACAAAGAUUGAUGUGUUGAGCGUUGUUGAAAUAUAGGGGCUAGAUGGCUAUGAUAUCCACCAGUAAGUGAAGGAGAGGAAUUAUUUAGAAUUCACAUUCUUCAUGAUAUAGACCCUUUGUAUAACCUUGCCAAGUCAAGCUCUAUAGAAAAUAGUCAAUAAAUCAAAUAUUAAAGGGGGCCAUGUAUUAAGAUUGGCGAUUUAGAUGCUGGUCUUAGUCCCUCUGCGCUGCCAGUGGAUGCACCAAAGUUAUGUGGA
Messenger RNA from Bufo bufo (common toad), 3637 nucleotides. RefSeq names its product arylsulfatase family member I (gene ARSI). NCBI's taxonomy places the organism in Eukaryota, Metazoa, Chordata, Amphibia, Anura, Bufonidae. The coding region runs from base 814 to 2541 and encodes 575 amino acids. The record is from RefSeq and is a predicted model, not a curated record. The transcript has 2 exons.